Messenger RNA from Protopterus annectens (West African lungfish), 1288 nucleotides. RefSeq names its product centromere protein O (gene CENPO). Bases 153 to 1025 code for a protein of 290 amino acids. The transcript has 6 exons. The record is from RefSeq and is a predicted model, not a curated record. NCBI's taxonomy places the organism in Eukaryota, Metazoa, Chordata, Ceratodontiformes, Protopteridae. Gene Ontology annotation, cellular component: kinetochore; Mis6-Sim4 complex.
CGGUUAGUGAACUAACUGGUCAUAACAGAUGACAGUUGGCAGGCGGGCAUAUACAUUCAAUGGCUGGGCGCGGUAAGCUGUUGUAGUGCUGGAAUACUGGUGCUGGCUCAGGUGGAUUUUCGGUAACGUGCGUCUUGCUGUUUAGUUUGAAGAUGUUGUCUCAUUUGGAACAAUUAGAGGCUCAUGCACGAGUGCUAGCUUUAGAACAAAAAGAGAAGCAAGCAGAGCAGGAGAAUUUGAGAAAGAUGAGAAUAAAGAUUCAGCAACUCCGAGCUCGCAGAGAUGAACUUAAAGCCAAAUUGAAUGCAUACACACUCAAGCCUAUUGAAGAGAUAAUCUCGAUACAAGGAAAAGACAUUCAAACAGGCCUCCAGGAAGAGGAAAAUAAUUUGUCUGUGUUGCAAGUGAGGGUCAAAAAUACAGAGGGCAUAUUGCAGGCUUUUCAUCUGACAGGAAUCUGUGCCAAAAAGAUCCCCAGAGGAGUGUGCAUCAGCAUCAGUACUGCGUUCCAAGGCAUCUAUCUGGAGUACUAUUACCUGAACGUUGCACUGCGGCAGCCACCAGUGAUCAUGAAUCACAACAUACCAGUCUUCAUUCCUUUGAAGGAGCUAGAAAAACAGCACCUGGCAUCUAACUUGAAGCAGUUCCUUUCCAUUUUGAGCCAACACUUGAAUGCAUAUGCCUGCAGGAGAUACCAGGCAGAGCAGCUGCAGUCUAGAUUUGGUGCAAGACUGUUUGGACCACUGGAAAAAAACUCCUUGUGCAACCUGCUCAUUUUAAAUUAUAAUACCAAAGUUGAAGAAAGUCAUGUUCAGAUUAAAACUCAGUUGAUUUAUAGUGACAUCACUCGCUGGCUGCCCACAGAUGUUAAAAUUAAUGUUGAAGACCUGUCAGCCUCUGUCCAGGAACAAAUUAAGAUACACCAGACCAUGUUCUUGGAGAAACCUGCACACAAGGCAUUUGAAGCUCUGUUGAUUGAAGAAGAAGAAAGCAUGAUUCAGCAUUUCAGGGCUGCUGCAGAAUAAUUGUGGAGGAUAUUCAAGAUGAGAAAGAUCCUGCUUUUUUUCUACCUCAGUUGACUUCUACUGAUGUGAAAGAUGGAGGGAACUGGGCUUGUUGUAACAGCUGUGAGGCAAAGAGAACUUGAAUGAGAAUGCUGUGGUUUAAAUCUUACUUCUGUAUUAACUUUAGAAUCACUUGGACUACAGUUUCAUUCUUUCCAGCAACAUGACUGUUUAGAAAACAUAAAUAAAGUUUAUAUAUAUGAGAAAAUACUUGGACAAAUAUA